This is a messenger RNA of Cynocephalus volans (Philippine flying lemur), 4054 nucleotides long. It is a transcript of the gene N4BP2L2, whose product is annotated as NEDD4 binding protein 2 like 2. Gene Ontology annotation, biological process: negative regulation of transcription by RNA polymerase II. The coding region runs from base 194 to 3826 and encodes 1210 amino acids. The transcript has 9 exons. The record is from RefSeq and is a predicted model, not a curated record. Gene Ontology annotation, molecular function: transcription corepressor activity. Gene Ontology annotation, cellular component: nucleus. NCBI's taxonomy places the organism in Eukaryota, Metazoa, Chordata, Mammalia, Dermoptera, Cynocephalidae.
CCGUGAGGUGGCCACCAUCUUGCGUACGGAGGUGCGGCUCGUUGCUCCUCUGUUUAGGGCUGGGGUUUCAGUACUUCCACGUCUCUGCUUUGGGUACGGCUCUCUGCGUUUCUUUCAUCUUCACAGAAGUUCGUGUCUUUCUACAAGAAGGUUUUAUUGGGAAGUAAAGUUCAAUGCAGAGCUGUAGAGUAAGAUGCCUUAUGGUGAAAUUGAAGCUGAAUUCUGGGGACCUGGAGAAGAACUAACAAGUGAACCAUGCUAUAAAAAAUUUAAGUCAACUACAGAGGCAAAUGUUUUCCCCCAUCAUGGUAGUGCUGAUUUUCACAGAAUCCAAGAGAAAACUGGAAAUGAUUGGGUCCCUGUCACCAUCAGUGAUGUCAGAGGACAUAGUUAUCCUCAGGAGGACAAAACCAAAACUACAGAUGUGCUGAAACCUUCACAUGAUGAGAUGCCUGGUAAUAGACCAGGUGUUGUUGAUUCACAAGUUUUACAAGAUGCAAGUCCUCCUUUAGUAUCCACAGAUGAUGAGAUAUAUAGCACAAGUAAAGCAUUUAUAGGACCCAUUUAUAAACCCCCUGAAAAAAAGAAAUGUAGUAAAAAGAGGAAUGAGGCAGACACUCUCAAUGGUAUAAGUGGCAAAGGAAGGCGAGAAGAGAAACAGAAAUUUAAUUCUGAAAAAUCAAAGAUAGACAAUGAAUUAUUCCAAUUUUACAAAGAAAUUGAAGAGCUCGAAAAUGAAAAAGAUGAUUCAGAAGACAGUUGUAAGGAACCCAAACCUUCCCAGGAGCAACUUACUCUAUAUUAUCAAGGCCAUAAUAAUGAUCUCUUAAAAUCUGAUGAAAAAAAGAAAGGUCUUAGUAAUGCUCUUCAGUCACAUUGUGGUUAUCAGCAGUACAUGGGGAAUGAGCCAGGCAAAUAUCCCUGUAACGGACAAGUAAUACCUACAUUUUGUGAUAUUUCAUUUACUUCCCUCAGGCCUGAAUGGCAAUCAGUGCAUCCUUUUAUAGUACCCCAUGGGCCACCUUUCCCCAGAUUUAACCAUCAUUUAAAUAUUCAAAGAUUGAGUGCUCCACCAAAUCCAUUGUCAAAUAUUUUCCGUGCCCGAGAUGACUCUCAGAUGCGGAAUGGAUAUUAUGUAAAUAGUUGUCCCAUUAACUGGAGUUGUCUGACUUUUGAUCAGAACAAUGAAUAUACUGACUGUAGUGAGAAUAGUAAUAGUGUUGAUCCCUCUAGAAAUGGCUAUAGGGUUCAAGAUGGGUAUGUGAAUAAUAGUUUCUGUGAAAUCAGAGAAGGAUGCUGGAAAGAUCCUCCUGUGGACAAGCAGAAUGGCACAGACACGUUUGUGAAUGAGCAGUUUCAAGAAGAAAAGUUAAAUAAAUUGCAGAAGUUACUUAUUCUUUUAAGAGGUCUGCCUGGUUCUGGGAAAACAACGUUGUCUCGAAUUCUGCUUGGUCAGAGUCGUGACGGCAUUGUGUUCAGCACUGAUGACUAUUUUCACCAUCAAGAUGGGUACAGGUAUAAUGUUAAUCAACUCGGUGAUGCCCAUGACUGGAACCAGAACAGAGCAAAACAAGCUUUUGAUCAGGGGAGAUCUCCAGUUAUAAUAGACAACACUAAUACACAAGCUUGGGAAAUGAAACCAUAUGUGGAAAUGGCCAUAGGAAAAGGAUACAGAGUAGAGUUUCAUGAACCUGAAACUUGGUGGAAAUUUGAUCCCGAAGAAUUAGAAAAGAGGAAUAAACAUGGUGUGUCUCGACAGAAGAUUGCUCAGAUGUUGGAUCGUUAUGAGUAUCAAAUGUCCAUCUCUAUUGUAAUGAAUUCAGUGGAACCGCCACACAAAAGCACACAAAGACCUCCUCCUCCACAGGGGAGACAGAGAGAAAGAGUUUUGGAGAAAACUGGACACAGGCUCAGCAAAACCCAACAGAAGAAAAACAGAAAAAGAAAGAAAAAGCAGAACAGCCACAGUAAAAUCAUGGAGGAAAACUCAUUUGAAACCUUGAAUUAUCUUACACCAGGAGAUCAGGACCCAUUUCAGAAUGAAGAGGAAGACUUCGAAGAGACCAAAAGAGAAUCAGAUGUUCCAGGAAAUAAAAUAGGAGAUUUUGUGAAUGGCUAUAAAGAAGAAAGAAGGGAAAACAUAGAUCCUAAAGACAGUUUUCCAAAUGUUAUGUCUGUUGUUGAGUUAGACAACACAUCAAAUAAUCACCUCCCUAGGGAAGGUGAUGAUUUAUUUCUAAGUUUGCCAUCAAUGCCAAAUGGAAGCUCUGUUACUUGUCCAACAGUAACUCAAAAUCUUUCCUGUGUAACAAGUAAUGACUGCUCUGGUAUGAAGGUAAAAAAGCAUAUUGGAAGUAGGCAUACCAUGACAUUAAACAUCCAGAACCUAUUUGCUGAAACCCCAUGCUUAUUUAUGCAGAAGAAGGAGAUGGUAGAUAAAAGUUUCCCAAAUGAACCAGUUCUGUGCCAUCAACAUGGAUCCAGAACUUCAGAUAAAUUUUUAAGAGAGGAACAAGGAGUAUAUGCAACUAAAAACAAUUAUCAGGCUUUUUUCACAACCAGUUUCUCUGGUGAAGAAUUACAGCUGGACUUUAAUAGACAACCCUGUUUUGAUACCUGGCCUGAGGGACCUCACAAGUUUAUAUGUGAACAGAGACCAAAGAAAGAUAGAUCACAUAAGCAGGCCUGUCCUGACAGCAGGGGGCAAUUGACUAAAUCGAUCUUCACUUUUGGAGGAGCAUCAGGACCAGAAAGCAGUCCAGAAAUAUUGAUAGAGGAGAAACGACUGAUAGAAAAUGAAGAUUUGUCACCUCCAACUGAAACUUUAGAUUCAUUCAUAGAAACAGAAACAAAUAUCUUCAGAAGCUGUUUACCUCAACUGGAUAUCCCAAAAAGUGCCUUAGAAUUAACAAAGAAUAAGAAAAAGAGGCAGAAAAGGAUUCUCAACUUGGUACCAAACUUUAACUUACUGGGACAGAGUCAUAUCAAUGCAAAAGAAAGAAAGAAACAUGGCCUGUUAGCAGGAAGCCAUGAACUGAAAAUUAUUUUGGGAGAAGAGAAAGAUAGAAUUUCAGAAAUAAAUAACAAAGAGGAUAAUAAGCAAAAACUUAUGACCUUGAAUCAUCAUCCAUCGUGGUUUUAUCUUGAUAUUAUCAAAGAUCCCCCUCUAAAUAUUGGUGGGCAAUUUUAUUUUCAUUGUCUGUCAUUUAACAAACUAAGGCAUUUUGCAUAUUUUUGCAAAGACUCUGUUCCUUCUGUUGUGCUGCAUUAUAUAUCUAGCUUUUGGAAGGUGUCUUUUACAAGCAAGAAACCAUUUUUGACUUUCAAAUCUCAUACAAGAGUAGGUAGUAAACUAAAAGGCGUAGGGAUUAUUUCUACAGACAUUUUAAGUAGCCAGCCUGAUACUUUGUGCUCUUUGAGGGUCACUUCUGAUCUUUACUUUUUAAAUGAAAGGUUUGGUGAAAAACUGAAGAGAUGGGAAGAACCUAAGCCAUUACAGUGCUUAUCAGCAGAGGAUAAUCAAGAUUUAACAAGCACUGGCAUUAAUUCCUUUGGGCUACCGUUAUCACAAGGGUUUGUCUUUCAACAAGUAAAGCUUUUUGGAUCUCCUGAAGUUCCAGUGGAAUCCUUGUUGCCUGAUGACUAUGUGGUUCCCCUUGACUGGAAGACACUGAAGAUAAUCUAUUUGCAAUGGCAAACGUCAGUAGAGUUGAGUUCUCCAGUCUUCGUGGUGCUGCUGAAGAUCCUGAUCGUGGAGAAAAGUCAGAGUGCUCAGUGUCAACCCAAAGGAUUCUUACCCAUUGAAUACCAAAAUUGGUUUGGAUAAUCUGUCCAACCAUUCUUGAUAAGUUAUCUGCAUAAUAAAAAACUCAACGGAAGAGGUAACAAUUUGAACAUUUUAUUCUCUAAUUUUGAAGAUGUUUGCCAUAAGUUUACUUUGUUUUAUUGAAGAAAAUGAGGGACAGAAAACUUGAGUAAUUUCUAUUUAAAACUGCAUGAGGAUUCUAAUACUAUGUCCAAGUAUUGGUCCUCGAUCCCAUUUCUGGAAUUCUGA